AUGACCAAUCCAAAAAAGCCUGAAGAGUUUGAAAGGCGGCCAAACCCUCCUGGUUGGGUGCAGCCUAAGGCACCGUAUAAUCCCUAUGAUCCGACAGAUGUACGUCCAUCAGAAGGAUACCCUAGUGAAUUUGAUCCCCCUUCUUCGGUGAAACGUAAUUCUGGGGCACCUGUACAAGAUUUGACUGAUUAUGAAAAACUCAGGGUUGAUAUGAAGAGACUAAAGUACUAUCCACGCCCUCCUUCAGAACUUUAUCCAGGAAGGCGCAAAGUUUUAAGACGAAUUAAUCAUAAGUCUUCAUUUGUAAGAGGUUCCGAGAUCACGGCAAAAGUAUCUAUUUACUUCUUAAUUGCGUUCGGCGUCUUUUUUUAUAAGUGGAACGACAAUGAAAAUGUUUUUGCUCCCUUCCGAAGAUUCCAACUACGGAUAAAAGAAAAGAUUCUUGGUGGACUAUCCCCAGCAGAUUACAACGAUUUAUACAACUAUGAUCAGACAAAAUCCAUACCGCAGAAACCUUUACCGUCGAUCAUGUAUGAAGAUAAUGAAAAGAAGCAUCUUGUUGGAGGGGAUAAAACCAACAACGAAUUUAUCAAGGAUAGAUUCGGCAAUAAGCAUGUUGUUUAUGCCGAGCAUGUGACGCAGCGUCAGGAGGAGAGUAUGCUGAAGGCAAUGGAUUUAGCUGAAAGGGAAAUAGAGUUGAAAAAACUACGAAACGGGUUACAUCAAACGGAUGAGAGUAUGUCCACAAAUAGUCAUGACCAGAAGAGGCCAAGUUGGAAGUUCUGGUGA
Brettanomyces bruxellensis is the source of this 789-nucleotide messenger RNA. RefSeq lists its product as uncharacterized. NCBI's taxonomy places the organism in Eukaryota, Fungi, Ascomycota, Pichiomycetes, Pichiales, Pichiaceae. The transcript has a single exon. The record is from RefSeq and is a predicted model, not a curated record. The coding region runs from base 1 to 789 and encodes 262 amino acids.